UUCUUUUUAAUAUAUUUCAAAAAUAAUUCCAAUGAAAAUGUAUUGUUUUCAAUAAGGUUAGAAACUAACUUGUAUUCUACGCGAAGUGGUGUAGUAAUCAUUAAAUUGUUAGGUAGUCGAACUAGGGUAUUUUUAAUACAAUUUAUCAUUUAGAACUAAAUGUUAAAUGAGUAGUAAAAUAAGUAAUACUCUAUAUUCUAUUGUAAAAUGUAAAUGAAUUGAAGAAACAAAUAGAAUAAAAAUUUAGAUCUCAUAGGCUCAUUGAACAAGAAACGAUCAUGAAAAGACAAAAUGUGCGAACUCUUUCGUUGGUUGUAUGUACAUUUACAUAUCUUCUAAUUGGAGCAGCAGUGUUUGAUGCAUUAGAGUCUGAUACUGAGAGCAAAAGAUGGGAAGUACUAUCAGAUAUGAAAAAUGGUCUCGUCCGAAAAUACAAUAUAACACCUGAAGAUUAUCACAUGAUAGAAAUAGUUAUCAUAGAGAACAAACCUCACAAGGCUGGACCUCAGUGGAAGUUUGCCGGUGCAUUUUAUUUUGCUACAGUAGUCCUUGCUAUGAUUGGCUAUGGACAUUCAACACCAGUUACAGUGGGGGGGAAGGCAUUUUGUAUGGCAUAUGCAAUGGUAGGUAUACCACUGGGUCUAGUUAUGUUUCAAAGCAUCGGCGAGCGUCUAAAUAAAUUUGCCUCGGUCGUCAUUCGGCGUGCUAAAUGUUAUCUCCGCUGCAAUACCACCGAGGCUACAGAGAUGAAUCUUAUGUUCGCAACCGGUAUGCUUUCAUCCAUCAUCAUAACAACGGGGGCUGCGGUGUUUUCUCGCUACGAGGGGUGGAGCUACUUCGACAGUUUCUACUAUUGCUUCGUAACGCUGACAACUAUCGGCUUUGGGGAUUAUGUGGCGUUACAGAACGAUCAAGCGUUGACAAGCAAACCGGGCUACGUGGCGUUGAGUCUCGUGUUCAUAUUGUUCGGGCUGGCGGUGGUCGCGGCGAGCAUCAAUCUGCUGGUGUUGCGGUUUAUGACAAUGCAAGCGGAGGAGAACGCUCGUGACGAAGACAAGGAUGGCUCUAGAAUAAUGUUGCCAAUAGACGGACACCCGCUGGCGGGCCGGCAGCGCUCUCACGAGGACCAGGCUUCCGUACUUAGCCUUGAAGUCACAGUAUGUUCGUGCAACUGUCUCGGUAACAAGCAGUGUGAGGGCGGAGCCUUACUGCCGGCCUCUCGACCGCUGCGAGCGCUGAAGAAGCGCGCCUCGCUCGCUCCUGAACUUGUCGAACGAGCUUCGGUUUAAUGUAUAGGACUUUAAUUCCCAUCCCAUCAAUGCCAACAUUGUUGUCAGUCUCGAGUCCAUUCAAGGAGUCGAAUUCCUAGUGGACAAAAUACUCGUACCUCAUUGGUUGAAAUAAUUUGGAUACUAGAUUUACGUUACAUUCAUUAACUAAUGAGUGCACAAGUCCUUUGGAAAUUCGUUUCGUGGAAUGGACUUUAUAAUUUGACAGGAUGAAAUCUCAACGAGUAUUCAUGCCUGAUAUUUAUUUACAAAAUAUUAGGUAAGUUUGUAUGAGCUAGUAUAUAUGUGAGUAUUGAAGACUUAUUGUUUUUUUUUUUACUUUAAACUUGUAUGUUAUUCUUUCUGUAUAUUAUACUCUGACUGGACUCAGUUAAUGUCAGCUGGUGACCAUGACGGGUGCAACUCUGUCGAAAUUAAAGUAAGUAAGCGUUUAAAUGUCCCACUGCUCUCCUUUUGAGGACAAGGUUACGGCUACGUUGACGCUAGUGGAUCUAAUGUGGCAGAUUCAUACAGGUCUGUGGAAACGUCGGGCAAAAUAAUAAGAAAUUGUUUGGAAGCGAUCGGAUACACAAAUAUUAUAUAUAUUAAAUAGUACAUUUGUUAUAAAUUCUUUAUUCAUUUAUUUUAAAGUAUUUUUAAACUAAUGAUUUUAUAGCUAUAACAACAAACAUUAUUUCUUCUAUUGAGUAUUUGUUAAGCAUGUAUCAUAUGCUCAAAUUAUAAAAAUAACAAAAGUGAUAUGGAGCGCACAGAACAUUACAGUAGAGCAAGAAAAGCGGAUACACAAUCAAAAGCGAAUACAACUUCCCGGUAGCUAAUAUAUAUUGUGUGAAGUCAUUAACAAUUUCUUAACGCGUCAAUAACAUAAGAAUUAGUGACAGUACUUUUGGCGUAUUAUCAAACGACGCGUUGUUUCGCAGUACCGCAAGUCUGUAUUCGCUUUUUUUUUAUAAUCUGAGCAUAUAUAUAUUACAACAAUACAAUUGAGAAAAUAUGUAUAUAUAUUUGUGAGUUUUUGUAGAUUUAAAAUGAUUAGUUUAAAAAUACUUUAGAAUUUAAAUCAAAUGUAUGUACAUAAUGUUGUAGAUACAUUUUUAGCAACAGUUUGAUAUUCUAACAGCUGGUACAUGCUAUUAAAAAAAAACGAAUAUGUCUUAUAUUAAUUUAUUUUAUUUAUCUAACAUUUUUGUUAAGAUUGAAAUAAAGAAAGAACAAGAAAUAAAAAAGAAGAAAAAAAAGUACCAAUAUGCUUUAAAGGUUUAUUCCGUGUGAUGAAUUUCUUCUUCCAUGAUGUUUUCAUAUUAUUAAAGUUAGCACGCACGCCAAAUGUACUUGUUGCCAAAAAAUCUUGUUUAUUAUUAAGGAAUACAUAGAAUAAUGAAUAUACAUUUUUAAAUAAGAAUUAGUUGUACGAAUAUAAGGAAAAUAUUGAUUUUCCUUUAAUGUGAUCUUAUUUAAGUAAGGUUAAUUUAUUUAUAUACUUAUAUUAUAAAUGCGGAAGUUACUCUGUUACCUCUUCGCGCUUAAAUCGCUUAACCAAUUUAUAUGAAAUCUGGGAUGGGUAAGUUUGUGUUCCGAGUAAGGACAUAAGCCACUUUUUUUAAUCUGCACCUCGAGGGUGUACAUGGGGGGGAGUGUUGUGCUAUAAGUAAAGUAUAAAUUUCGUGCGGGUAAAACCGCAUUUGAAUAAAAUUUAUUACUUGCUAAUUAUGUUAGUAAAAUAGGUUUAGUCAAACAUAAAUUUGGCGCCUUAUAUUACUUCCCGCGAUUACUGUGUAUCUGGGUAAAUCUGCGGUUCGUUGACAUGAACCCUUGAAGAAACGUGUAAACAAUAAUAAGGUUGCUUACCACAAAGCGACACAAAAGUGGCACAGCCGAUUGCCAAAGACAGUGCCAAAUAAAAAUAAACAUUAAUGAACUUAUUAUGUACUUAAUAAAUAAUUGUAAUGUUCACAUUUUACCUUAGAUUAUUGUAAUAUUAGCAUUUUACUUGUAAGAAACAAAACGCACUUAAUUCAUACAAAUGUACUUGUAUUAUUUCUUAUCUGUGAUAUUAUUUGAUCUCAUUUUUCUCAAUUAAGUUUUUUUUAUUGGUGUUUAAUUUGUAUAU
Molecule: messenger RNA, 3399 nt
Organism: Vanessa atalanta (red admiral)
Lineage: Eukaryota; Metazoa; Arthropoda; Insecta; Lepidoptera; Nymphalidae
Product: potassium channel subfamily K member 9-like
Exons: 8
Coding region: 279-1289 (336 amino acids)
Biological process (GO): stabilization of membrane potential; potassium ion transmembrane transport
Cellular component (GO): membrane
Molecular function (GO): potassium ion leak channel activity
Source: RefSeq, a predicted model, not a curated record